Messenger RNA from Clunio marinus, 225 nucleotides. Lineage: Eukaryota; Metazoa; Arthropoda; Insecta; Diptera; Chironomidae. The record is from the annotation of a GenBank genome assembly.
AUGAAACACUUACUUGAGCUUGCUGUAUGGAUGAAUUAUGAAGCGGUAAUUGCUGGUCAUGUGACUUUCCUGUCGUACUCAAUAAGCAAACAAAAGUCAAGACAAUAUUUUUUGUUUCAUCGUUUUGAUUGUUUAUUGGACGGAUUAUCUCAACUCUUCACCAAUUUACGUGAUUCAAUGAAGAUAUUCAAUAAAGCCAUUAAUAAAGCCAAAUCUGAAACUUAA